Aureobasidium subglaciale EXF-2481 is the source of this 1797-nucleotide messenger RNA. RefSeq lists its product as uncharacterized. The coding region runs from base 1 to 1797 and encodes 598 amino acids. Gene Ontology annotation, molecular function: protein heterodimerization activity; TBP-class protein binding; DNA binding. The transcript has a single exon. The record is from RefSeq and is a predicted model, not a curated record. Gene Ontology annotation, cellular component: transcription factor TFIID complex; SAGA complex; SLIK (SAGA-like) complex. NCBI's taxonomy places the organism in Eukaryota, Fungi, Ascomycota, Dothideomycetes, Dothideales, Saccotheciaceae. Gene Ontology annotation, biological process: DNA-templated transcription initiation; RNA polymerase II preinitiation complex assembly.
AUGAGUCAAGCAGGCGGCGCGUCGCAGGCGGCCUCUGGCUACCCUCCUGACAUGAUCCGGCCAGAGAGAAUUGCGAACAUCCCCAUGCUGUCGGCCGAUCUCAAGGUCAAAUAUAGCGAGGGCUUGACCAAGCUAUGGAACGCGCUUGAAGCGAAUGCGCCUGGUAGCGAGACACAUACAAAGGCAACAACGAGGAUUAAGGACGUCUCGAGAGAGAUUAUGCGUCACAUCACAACCUGGAAAGCCAAUCAGACUCAGAAUCAGCAGAACCAGCAGCAGCGACCGCAAUCUCAGGCUCAGGUCCAGCAGCUUCCUAAUCAGCAGCAGCAGCAGCAGCAACCAGCUCAACAGCCGAUUCAGGCACAGCAGCCACAGCAACAGCAGGCGCAACCUACCCCUCAGCAGCAACAACAACCUGUACCCCAACAGCAGAUACCAAAUCAACAGCAGCUCCAGCAGCAACAACAUCAUCCUCAGCAGCCUCAGCAAAUUCCUCCCAAGCAGCAGCAGCAGCAGCAACAGCAGCAAGUACCUCAAGGCCAGGGCACAUUCCCGCUCGGCCAGCAAGCAAAGACCUUCUUGAACGGCUUCAAGGUCUUCCCUCCGAUGUCGAUUGUUCCCAAUACUCCGGAGUACGAGAACUACAAGAGGCUCAUCAUGGGUAACCUGACCAGACUUGUUACCAUGCAGGAGAGCAGCGUGAGUCGCUUUCAGCAGACGCACGAGAAGAUUUCUCAGCUGGAAGCAGCUGGACAGACGGCCACACCGGAAUUGGUCGCCGCUAGAGACUCCGCUAGAAUGGGCGUCCAGGAUGCCAGGACCAAAGUCGACGCCGUUCGUAAUGAGAACGAGAAGAACCGCAUGGCUUGGGCCGAAAAGUCCAAGCCGCCGCAGCAACAACAAAAUAAUUCGCAAACUCCCAUGCCGCAGCAGCAAGUCGCUUCGCCUUACAACCAGUCGGCUCAGGCCAACAACAAUCCCAACCAGGCCAUGAGCCCUGCCGUGCCCAAUCCCUACCAGCAGCAGCAGCAGCAACAACAACAAUCGAACGUACCCAUGCACCCUCAGCAGCAGCCCAUUGCUCGCCCUCCUAACCAACAACAACCCUAUCAAUCACCUGCAGCUCAGGGUCAAGGCCAGCCCCAGCCUCUCACUCACGCCGCCGCCAUCAACCAAGCUCAACGCACUUACUCGGAGCAACAGCAAGGACAAGGCACCCCUACUUCACAACCUGGAGGCCAAGCUUUCAACCACACUCAGAACACUGCCCUCAACGUCGGCAACCCCAAAUUCCCAAUCCCCAAGAACCUGCCAACCACCGGUCCUCACAACCCUGUCGCCAUGGGUCCAGCUCGCCCCACCUUUGGAGGCCCCAGCAAUGGCGCACCUGGUAUGAUGGGUCAACCUGCAGUCCAAAAGACGCCUCACUUCAUCCUCGAGGGAGAAGGCGACCGCGUGCUUAGCAAGAAAAAGUUGGACGAAUUGGUCAGACAAGUCACCGGCGGAGGUGAGGGCGACGGUCUCACACCCGACGUCGAAGAGUCCGUCCUCACUCUAGCAGACGACUUUGUCGACAGCGUCAUCACUGCCGCUUGUCGCCUAGCCAAGAUCAGACCAAACUCGACCCUCGACAUCCGCGACAUCCAAAUCAUCCUCGAGCGCAACUACAACAUCCGCGUGCCUGGCUACUCGCUCGAUGAAGUCCGCACUGUGCGCAAGUUCCAGCCCGCACCUGGAUGGACACAAAAGAUGAAUGCCGUGCAAGCCGCCAAAGUUAUGGGAAAGAACGACGCAUAG